UCAAGGUUUGAGUUUAACAUUGGAUCUCUGUUAGUUUUUGUGAUUUCAUUUUUUAAAUGAAAAUGUUUGUUUGCAAUUCAUUUACACAAAAUAUUGUAACAGUUUUGUGGAUGCUGUCUAGUUUGGACCUUGGAUUGGCAGGGAUAAGCAUAAUUGAAGUUCCCUUGACCAAAAUAAGAAGCAACUACUACGGUUACAUUCGAGUAGGAACUCCUCUAGAGGAAGAUGGGGAAGACCAGAUUUUCCGAGUUAACUUUGACACUGGUUCCCAGCAUUUGUGGUUAAUAACGACGGAAGCUUGUAAGAAUCCGGACUGUAAGGAAGAGAAAUUCACCCCUUAUGAUAAAACUAAAAGCAAAACGUAUACAAAAAUUGAUGAUCGUCCGUUUUCCUUGAGCUACAGUGACGGGACAGAAGUCAAUGGCCAUUUAGGUUCUGACGUUUUAAAGAUAGGUGUGGAAGGCAAAAGAGCUGAAUUCACUCAGGUCAUCGGAUUCGCCAGCUCAGCCAAAGGUGUUUUCAGAGAUUACGACGGGAUAUUUGGACUUGGACUUUUGACUGAGUCUCUUAUCCCAGGCGAGGAAUCUCCAGACCCUCCUAUGUAUACGAUGAAUGAACUAUACGACAUUGGGGAGUUUAGUAUUUAUUUUUCCAGGGUCUUUAAUGGUGACGGUGCUGGGAAAAUAUUGUUUGGAGGUUACGACACGGAACUAGCCAUGGAACCUAUGCAUUGGCAUGAUGUUGUGAGCUUUGAUGGCGAUUACCAGGGAUACAAUAUACGUUUGAAAAAAUUAAUCGUAGAGACAGGGGGAGAAAAAAGAAAAAUAGAAUUUGAGAAUAUGUUGGCCUUACCGGACUCUGGUUGCAAUGUAAUUACUGGACCUUUCGAACAGUUUGACAAACUGAGGAACGAAAUAUACAGUCAUGCAACCUUCAAAUAUUCCAGCACAGAUAUACGAUCGUUCAAAUGCAAUGAAGAUGUAAGUACGUUACCAAAUAUAGUUUUUGUCAUGGAUGACAAAGAAUAUAAAAUGGAGCCCAGGGAUUACAUUUGGGUUUUCCCCUCAGGCGAACGUUGCUCAGUCGGUAUCUACGGUAUGGAAACAGACCAUAUUGUUUUGGGUCAGGUUUUCAUGCAGGCAUUUUAUACACACUUCAACAUUGAAGAAAAGAAAGUAGGAUUCGCACGAGCGAACCACAGUUAAUAACUUUAAAAAAUAAAACGUAUCCUACUAUAAGCCCAAAAAUAGUUUAUAUUAUAAUGUUUUUAAAUA
Molecule: messenger RNA, 1274 nt
Organism: Macrosteles quadrilineatus (aster leafhopper)
Lineage: Eukaryota; Metazoa; Arthropoda; Insecta; Hemiptera; Cicadellidae
Product: cathepsin E-like
Exons: 9
Coding region: 57-1205 (382 amino acids)
Biological process (GO): proteolysis
Molecular function (GO): aspartic-type endopeptidase activity
Source: RefSeq, a predicted model, not a curated record